Molecule: messenger RNA, 3689 nt
Organism: Parasteatoda tepidariorum (common house spider)
Lineage: Eukaryota; Metazoa; Arthropoda; Arachnida; Araneae; Theridiidae
Product: protein kinase C and casein kinase substrate in neurons protein 1
Biological process (GO): plasma membrane tubulation; cytoskeleton organization; regulation of endocytosis
Cellular component (GO): cytoplasm; endosome; plasma membrane
Molecular function (GO): protein binding; phospholipid binding
Source: RefSeq, a predicted model, not a curated record
UAUGUUUCACUCAUCAUUUGUCCGAGGAGUGUUUAACUUAUCGGUUAUCACUGUGUGUUUAUUGACUACAAAUUGCUAGUGUGACUGGUUCGAAAAAAAGUUUUGCUCGUUCAUUCAUGACUGUUGGAUUAGGAAUAACUGGAUUUUGCUGUGGAAUAAAUAUAUUGUGUUUUGUGUGUGCAAAUUAAGAAAUGAUUCCGCGUGUGCUUGUAAAAUUGAAGAUAUGAUUUUGAUGAGCGAUUUCUUGCAGUUAAUUGCUGAAACAUUUAAUUGUUAGAUAAACAGACAAUGUCACACCACAGUGAUGAUGCGAUGCUGCUUGUGGGCAGCGACAGCUUCUGGGAACCUGGUAACUACAAAAGAACAACAAAAAGGAUAGAGGACAGUUUUAGAUUGUGUAAUGAUCUCAUACUUUUAAUUCAAGAAAGGAGUGAAAUAGAAAAAACCUAUGCCAAAAGUUUGCGGAACUGGUCUAAAAAGUGGAAUGAGACAAUAGAAAAAGGUCCUGAAUAUGGUACAACAGAAGCUGCCUGGAAAGCUGUUCUCAUUGAAGCAGAUAGGCGCUGUGACAUGCACCUUAGAGUUAAAGACCAGCUCCUAAAUGAUACAGUAACACAAAUUAAACUGUGGCAAAAAGACAACUUCCAUAAAACUAUGAUGAAUAUUAAAGAAAAAAAGGAAAUGGAUGAUAGUUUUAAGAAAGCUCAAAAGUCCUGGGCAAAGCUUUUAGCGAGAGUCAAUAAAUCCAAAGCCGACUAUCAUCAAGCUUGUAAAAACGAAAGGUCGGCUGUCAACCAAGAAAGAAAUGCUUCGGCAGAUACCUCAUUAUCACCUGAUCAAGUCACUAAACUACAGGACCGUGUUACUAAAUGUAAAUUUGAAGCACAGAGAGCGAAAGAGAGAUAUCAACAAGCCUUAGAAGAAAUCAAUGAUUAUAAUGCCAAGUAUAUGGAAGACAUGACAGUUGUAUUUGAUAAGUGCCAAGAAUUUGAAGAAAAGCGAUUAGAUUUUUUUAAAGAAAUGCUUUUUGGUAUUCAUGGUUGCCUUAACAUUUCAACAGAUCCUGAACUUCCUCAGAUAUAUGAAGAAUAUAGGCACAGUAUACAAAAUGCUGAUGCGAAAAAAGAUUUGAAAUGGUGGUCCAAUAAUCAUGGAGUUGGAAUGGCUAUGAACUGGCCCCAAUUUGAAGAAUAUUGUGAAGAGUUCCGUGAUAUUGGUAAACUUAAAAAAGGAGCUGUACCAGAAAGCGGAAUCCUGUUGGUCAACCAGCAGAAAAUUGGAGAAGAUUUGCCUGAAUAUUCUACUGAAACUCAAAAUGGUUCUAAAAAGGAAAAACGGGGAACUGAUGGACCAGCGACCAAAAUGCGUAUGGACAAAAACAAGCCAUCUUCAAACCGAAAUUCAGGAAUCAACUUAAAUGGGAAACAAGAACAAAAUCCAUUUGAUGAUGAUCAAGAAGAUUGGGAAGAAAGUUCUAAUGAUGCUUUAGUUGAUAAUGGAGAACCUGGAGUACCAGUAAGAGCUCUGUAUGAUUAUGAAGGCGCUGAAGCUGAUGAAUUGUCAUUUAAAAAUGGUGAAGUUUUUGAAAAACUGGAAGAUGAGGAUGAGCAAGGCUGGUGCAAGGGUCGGAAAGAUGGCAGGGUUGGAUUAUAUCCCGCUAGCUAUGUAGAACUAGUUGCCAAUUAAAAACUCACAAAACAUAGCAAAAAAGUGACGAUCCCAGUGGGAUUCUAGCACUUGUGUUACCUGCUGUACAAAAGCACAAAAAGAUUUUUGUCCCUUGUCUAACUUAAUGAGAAGUGCAAAAGGAAGGAAAAAAUGCUUUGUGCAGUUUGAAGUCAAUGAGCAGUUUACAAGAGUCUAUGUUUUUUCGGAAAAUUUUAUUUCAGAGUUGGUGAUAUCAGUGAUAAACUGGAAGUAUAAUUAAGCCAAGCUUCUAUUUUAAAUAAAGUUUCCUCCUCUAAAUAAAUGUGGUUUCUGUGAAGCAACAAACUGUUAAGCAAUUUUCAUGUUUUAUAUAUUUAAGCCUGGAUCAUUCUGAGGAUUUUGAUUUUGUUUAUGUAUCAUUUGAUUACUUUUUUAAGACCCUCUAGUUUUUUAAAGCAAAGCUUCUGUUUAGCAGAAAGGAAAUAAGUAUUUUGCUAGAUUUUUUUUUUCUUAAAACUUUACCUCAACAUAAAAACACAUCAAAUGGACCUUACAAUUAUAAAUUUUGUAUAUGUUGUGUAAUAUAUAUAUUAACACAAAAUUUAUUUAUUUUAAAAAUAGACUUAUAAAAAUGUUGCAGUUAAUAUAAAAUACUUUUUUUAAUUGCCUUUUCAAACUAUAGGUCAUGUUAAAAUAAUAUUUGAACCUGAUAUAUUCGUUAAAUGUUUCAGUGUUUAGUUAAUUAGUUAUCGUUAUAAUCAUUUAUUUUCUUCCAGAGUUUAAAGGUAAAGCUUUGCAAUUUAAAUACUCUACUAAGAAAGUUCGUGAACAUGCAUUUUAAAUUAUGUCCAUUUUUGAAAUGUUGCCAAUUCGUUCAAGUACAUCAGAAACACUUUUUUUAAUUUGAUAAAAAAGAAACUUAAAGCUUAAACCAUGAAAAAAAAAUUUUUUUUAACUAAAUUGUGUGCACUUUUUGUUUAAUAAUUAUUGAAAUAACAUCACUGUAUAAAUUAUUUUUUUACUUCUGUUAGAAGUUGGGAAAAUUUAGAAAUUUUUCCUGUUCAGAUGGAGGGGGGGGGGGAAUAACUUCUCAUAUUUAUGUGGAAAAAGAAACGUUUCAACUCUAAGAAUAGUAUUUCUGAGAUCCAGAUAAUUUUCAUCCCUUUUUAAAAAUAAAACAAAUUUUAUUGUUUGAAAAUGUGUUUUUGAUAUUACACGAACAUAUCAUGAGCCAACAUUUUCAAAACUUCAUUUAAAAAGCAUGUGCACAAAUUUUUGGUCCAUAGCACAUGUAUUUUCAAAAUGAUGUCAAUAUACGUGCCGAUUUUUUAAGUCCAAAUACAUAUAAAAAAUUGCUUACCAGAAAUAGAAGUUUUUAAAAAAAUAUAUGUAUAGUAUAUCAUUUUAUAAUUACACUCCUCUUUAAAUAUAAGUGAUUGUAACAGUGGACACAGUCGAAGUUGCACUUUUAAAAAAGUAAAUUUUAAAACUAUUCAAAUGCUAUUGUUUAUAACAUAAAGAUAAUUUUCAAUGUGGCAUGCACCCAUAAUAUAACAUAUGUAUGGAUAAUUAAAAGAAAACUUGUGCAACUUGGUAAUUGGUAAAUUUAACUAGACACUAGCUUCAUAUUUUAAUAGUUAGUUUUCAAAUAAUUGAAAUUAUGCUCAGUUUUUUAUUUAUCAAAUAUAAGUUAUUUUUAUAAUUUAGCAUUUUAUUUAUUUCAAUUUAAAAUAAUAGAUUAGCGAAAUGUGUAUAUAUAUUUAAUUUAUUUCUGUUAGCUUUGUUACAUAUUGUCCGUACACUCAUUAAGUUAGCACUUCAGAAUUUUGAUUAUAAAUUUUUGUACAUUACAAUUCUUUCUUAUUAUUUUCUUUAUUUCAAAAAAUAUGUGUACUUAAAACUAAAUUUUUAAUGAUUUUAACCUAUCUAAUUGACGUUUUAUUUGUGUUUGUGCAAAUUAUAAAUUGGGGCAAUAUAUUUUUGUGUGUUUUAUUUCAUUAUUUGUGAAACUUUUAAAUAAAUCACUACAAUAUCUAUAAAAA